Maudiozyma barnettii is the source of this 1623-nucleotide messenger RNA. It is a transcript of the gene YHK8, whose product is annotated as Yhk8p. Gene Ontology annotation, molecular function: transmembrane transporter activity. NCBI's taxonomy places the organism in Eukaryota, Fungi, Ascomycota, Saccharomycetes, Saccharomycetales, Saccharomycetaceae. Gene Ontology annotation, cellular component: membrane. Gene Ontology annotation, biological process: transmembrane transport. Bases 1 to 1623 code for a protein of 540 amino acids. The transcript has a single exon. The record is from RefSeq and is a predicted model, not a curated record.
AUGCGAACUGCAGAUCUAGAUAAAGAAACCAUGGAUAUCCGAACUUCUGACGCUUCCUCUAUUAAUAGUAGCAAUGUUGAUGAUGUCGAUGUCGUCAAUUCUAUUUAUUCAUCCUUAUCAAGACCAAAUGGUAAUGUUAUAAGCGAAGAUAUUGGUAGUAAAUUGGAACAUUUAUCUACAAUCACCACAAGAGAAAAGAUUGAAAAUAAAAUUUCUGAUUAUGAUGUUACUUUUAUUAGUGACGGUCCACCAGAUCCAGAAAAUGUGACUAAGUUUUACUCCAUGUAUCGUAAGUAUUACAUAUCUUUGUUAAUUACUUUCACUUGUAUGGUUAUCACUAUGAUUUCUUCCAGUUGGACAUUUGUAUCACCUCAUGUUAUGAAGAAAUUUAACAUCUCUCAUGAAGUUAGUAUUUUGGGUAUUACAUUGUACGUCUUUGGGUUGGCCUUUGGUCCUUUGUUCUUAUCUCCAUUAAGUGAACUGUAUGGCCGUAGGUAUACCUUUAUCAUUUCAUUGGUCUUGAGUAUUUCAAUGCAGUGUUUGACUACGUGGUCUCGUACUAUUGCUGGUGUAAUGAUUGGAAGAUUCUUAAGUGGGUUCUUUGGUUCUUCAUUUUUAAGUGUUGCGGGAGGUACUUUGGGUGAUCUUUUUGAUAAAAGUACGAUUACUGUUCCAAUGGCAAUUUUCACUAGUGCUGCUUUCUUAGGUCCUUCAUUAGGUCCAAUUAUAUCUGGUGCAUUCUACACUACUGAUUAUAGAUGGACAUUUAUUACUUUUAUUAUUGCGUCUGGUGUUUGUUUAAUUCUAAUUAUCUUUACUGUUCCAGAGACGUAUCCGCCAAUGUUAUUGAUUAAUAAAGCUAAACGUCUUAGACAAGAAACUGGUGAUGAUAAUUAUAUUGCUCUUUUGGAAACAGUUCGUUCAGAGACCUCAUUGAUCUCUGCUGUUUUCUUAUCUUCAAGAAGACCCUUUGCACUUUUAUUCCGUGAUCCAAUGAUGGGUGUCCUGUGCUUUUAUACAGGAUUCGAAUUAGCCAUUAUAUACUUAUAUUUUGUCGCUUUCCCUUACAUAUUUGAAAACGUUUAUGGAUUUGGUGUCAUGGGCGUAGCUUGUGCUUAUAUUGGUAUGAUGGUUGGUAUGAUCUUUGGUGCAUGUACAUCUUUCUAUUUCAAAAGAAGUUACGAUCGUAAAGUUGCUGCUAAUAAUGGUAAAAGUACCCCCGAGAUGAAAUUCGAACCAUUAUUCUAUGGCGCAUUCUUAACACCAAUUGGUUUAAUGAUAUUUGCUUGGACAUGUUAUCCUCAGGUUCAUUGGAUAGGUCCGAUCAUUGGAAGUGGUAUAUUCGGUGCAGGUGUAUUUUAUGUAUUUACUGGUGUAUUCAAUUAUACAGUCGAUGCAUAUAGAAAAUACGCUGCAUCAGGGCUUGCUUGUAAUGCCUUUGUGAGAUGUGUCAUGGGUGGUGUCUUCCCAUUGUUUGGACUACAAAUGUAUAAGAAAAUGGGUAUCAAUUGGGCCGGUUUUUUUAUUGCUAUGAUUACCGUGCUAUUAAUUCCAGUACCAUUUUUAUUUACAAAGUAUGGACCUUACUUGAGAUCUAAGUCACCUUACACAUGGACAGAAUAA